Molecule: messenger RNA, 312 nt
Organism: Nicotiana attenuata
Lineage: Eukaryota; Viridiplantae; Streptophyta; Magnoliopsida; Solanales; Solanaceae
Exons: 2
Coding region: 1-312 (103 amino acids)
Source: RefSeq, a predicted model, not a curated record
AUGGAGACAGCGGGCACCAACAGAGUUAAUGGGUUGCAUGAGCUUGAGGAAUUCAGGUUCCAGGCAUUCGAGAGUGCUAGACUAUAUAAAGAAAGGAUGAAACUGAUGCAUGACAAGCACAUCUUGGAUCGGAACUUCAAACCCGGAGAGUUAGUGCUGCUAUAUAACUCAAAAUUGAGGUUGUUCUCGGAUGGGACGAACAAGUUCACAGUGAAUGGACAGAGGUUGAAACAUUACCUUGGAAUGACUGAAGAAAAAGGGGACAGCGUGGUGAUAUCAUUGGAAGACCCCCAGUACACAAAUGAGGAGUGA